Molecule: messenger RNA, 981 nt
Organism: Sinocyclocheilus grahami
Lineage: Eukaryota; Metazoa; Chordata; Actinopteri; Cypriniformes; Cyprinidae
Product: hepatocyte cell adhesion molecule-like
Exons: 3
Coding region: 140-859 (239 amino acids)
Source: RefSeq, a predicted model, not a curated record
UCAGGCUGGGGUCCUGAGAGCGGGGUUCAGAGUAGCCAGUGUCCCAUCUGGCAGGAAGCACUCUGCAUUCUCAGCGACGUGCCUUGAGUGGACAAAUCAUGCUGACUGUGUGGGAGAGAAACCCAGCGCUGCUCGCAAGAUGAAGGCAGAGAGGGAGGCAUCAUGCAAAGAGACAGCCAUUCCUUCACCGUUUCUUCUCCUGUGGCUUUUCAUCUUUUCUUUGGCAGGUGUAUGUGGGGUGAACAUCAGCUGUCCGUCUCCUCUAGUGCGAGGUACACUAGGAGGCUCUGCUCUUCUCUCAGUGACCUACACCAGCACCAGCUCCGACCAGCCCGUUAUUAAGUGGCAGCUGAAGAGGGACAAACCUGUCACUGUGGUCCAGUCCAUUGGUACAGACAUCAUCGGGAACCUGAGGCCCGAAUACCGCGGCCGAAUCCUCCUAUACGAGAACGGCUCUCUGCUCCUGCAUCACCUGCAGCUGUCAGACGAGGGUGCCUAUGAGGUGGAGAUCUCCAUCACUGAUGAUACCUUCACUGGGGAGCGAUACGUCAACCUUACUGUGGAUGUUCCAGUGUCCAGGCCUUUUGUUCACAUGGUGGCCUCGUCCGUCCUAGAGCUGACUGAGCUCUUCAUACUGAACUGCACUCACGAUAGUGGCACCAAACUCACCUAUAGCUGGCAGAAGGGUGGGAAAUCUUUGACCAAUGACUCGCGUCUGCUCCUGUCACGUGACCAGAAGGUCUUGACCAUCUCCCGUGUUGUGAUGUCAGAUGAUGACGUCUACAGCUGUAGGGUGGAGAACCCCAUCAGCAGUAUGAAGAGCCUGCCUGUCAAACUCACUGUCUACAGUAGGUGUUGAGACUCUAAAAUGUUACAAAAUGUUACAUUAAAUCUUGCUAUGUUACCUAAUAGGAACACAUACAAAUUGGAAAGCAAAAAUAACCAAAAGAUGCAUGACAUCUACAUUCUUGCAUUUGGCAG